This is a messenger RNA of Somion occarium, 2174 nucleotides long. The record is from the annotation of a GenBank genome assembly. Lineage: Eukaryota; Fungi; Basidiomycota; Agaricomycetes; Polyporales; Cerrenaceae.
GAGGAGGCGUAACGGGGCCAUCGAGGUUAAGCGCGGCGCGGGUGACGCUCGUUCAGGAGCCGAGUAUCGACGGUCGGGUUGUUGAGGAGCUGAAGAAGAGGCAGAAGAGGUUCGUGCAGAAGGAUAAGAGCCAUUAGUAGAAGGAAGCGAGUGAUUACUGGUGUUUGCAAGAUGGUUGAGUGUUGAUGCUGCAGAAGUCGGUUGUGGUAAGGGCUUGGCAGAGUUUGGAGGUGGAGGAGGGGGAGCUGCUGCUGCUGCUGCAGCGGCCGCAGCAGCCGUCUUAGACUCUUUGGUUUUUGAGGAAGCCGAGUCUUGCGACUUGCUCGUACGGAGCUGUAGGAUAAGAGGAGGUCAGAGGCGCGUGCUGGAAGUGAACUGGAGGAUGAAGCUUGACCAGAGUCUUCUUGAGGCCCUUCAUGGCGCAAAGGAGAAUCUAAGUGAAACAAAAGAAAUACGAGAUGGCAGAUGAGAGGAGGACAAGGUAAGGAGAGACAAGCGAGGAGAGUGGUCUGGAUGACCCCGCUUUACGCUUUGCACUCGCAGAAUCGAUGAGGAACUACUACCCCCCCGUGACAGAUACCCGUGACGCUACAUGGCAUGGCGUGACUAGUUCCCGCGUGACAUACCGUGUCACGAGCGUGUUUGGGAGGCGCCCAUUUCCAAUCCUUUGAAUCAACUCAAUCACCUCUUGCUGCCUGUGUGCAGAUGGCCGCAAUAUAUACUGUCUAUACUUCUCCUACUCAUCCGCCGAUACCCAACCAUCUCCCCACUCUCAUCGUGACUCCUCAUGGUCAACCUGCGAACAUCUUGUACUCUUACCUUCAUACCAACUUUAACACAGAGAAUUAUCUCUUGACACCAUCACCCCAGGGUGACCUCUGCGUUGCCAAGCUCUUCCCGCCACGCCAAGGAGGAGGCAAAGCAACGGCUUCAGACCCAGGACAUGCAUCCUCAUCGUCUUCCCGCGUCGUCCGCUGCGAGGCUUCUCGUAACCUCAAAUGGUCCAUCACCAACACUGGGGUUUUAUCUCCCAUCUACAAACUUGCAUUGCCGUCUCCCGAUUCCGCCGACUUGCCGUUAUUCCAGAUUUCUAAACCCAAUCCAAAUGCGGCCUUUUGGAGCAUGUUCUACUUCGCCUACGCCGGUCACAAUAUCCCUCCAAAGCGCAUAGAAUUCGGGAAAAUUCAAAAGAACCCUCCCGGUCCGAACGGUGGUGGCACCCGAAUCAGUAUCACUGGCAAGACGCCAGAAGAGAAGGCGGUUUGGCAAACUUUAGGUGAAGGAAACGAGGACUGUGUCGAAUGGGUUGUGCUUUGUGCUGCCCUAAACUUACUCGACGACGAGAUCAUCAAAGCUGCAGAGAAGAACCCACCACCCCCAGGAGGCGCCCCACCCAUGCAGGCCGUGCCUUCAGGUCGUCCAGCCCCAGUUGCUCUCCGUGAUCCCGGUCCAGCACCUGGACCAGGUCAGCCUAACCGAUCGAACUCAGUCCCAGUCCCAGGUCCUGCUCCUUCGCGAGGCCCUCCUCCCGCAAUGCAGCCUGGUGGAAGAGGCCCACCACCACCAGGUCAGGGUUACCCCCCUCCUGGCGGACGUGGGUACGGCGGUCCGCCUCCACCUCAAGGGUAUGGUCCUCCUGGUGGGUAUCCUGGACCUGGACGGGGUGCGCCUCCUCCUCAGACUCAACCACUUCAACCUGGGCGGAGAUUCUAAUGGGGUGAUGUGCUACGAGCUGGCGCGGAUACCCUUAUACACCUCAAGAUCAGGCUACGGUCUAUUCCUUAUUUAUCCAGGGCCCUUUCUUCGGUUCAUUUGUUGUUGUGUAGCUAUAUUCUUAUUGGGAAUAUCUUAGUAUUUUCUGUGACAUUCUUCGCGUUUUUAUUUGACGUUGCAGCGUAUUCUCUCCCUUUUUUCUUCUUGUCAUGCUGGCCUCGGUCUUUUCGGUUCCACUACUCUGACUCGAUUUUUUCGUACGAUUCAUACAUAAUCUGAAAGUUUUGAUUGGUUCGAAGCCAAUGAUCGUAAUGACAAUAUGAACUUGUACAUAAAAAUCUUUUUCUCCCCUCCACGUUUCAUAAAUUGCAACGUAGUUACCUAGCAAUCCAAGGAUAUAAUGUACAACAGCAGUAACAACAUCCCCUAGUACAUCGGGCCUAAGCUUACUGCUUGACGAU